AUGGCCAGUACAAUAUCAACUACUAGUCUGCUUCGAAAGACUGUGGACUUUAAUCAGAAGUGGGAUAACCUGUCAAAUGGAAUGUCACGUAUACUCUCUGGUUUACAUGUCAGUGGCUUCGACUUGGCACAGGACGUCUAUGAUCUAUGUGUAUCACAGCCACAUCCACACUCAGAGCCACUGUACGACAGCAUCAAGAAGUUCUUUGAGAACCAUGUCGAUCAGUUGAGAGAGGCCAUCCUGACCACGAGCUCAGACACUAUAUCCGAGUACUUGAAGCAGUGGGAGAAGUACUCACUAGGAAGCCAAGGUUGCAACGUCAUCUUCAGAUACCUGGUAGGUUGA
Molecule: messenger RNA, 345 nt
Organism: Acytostelium subglobosum LB1
Lineage: Eukaryota; Evosea; Eumycetozoa; Acytosteliales; Acytosteliaceae
Exons: 3
Coding region: 1-345 (114 amino acids)
Biological process (GO): ubiquitin-dependent protein catabolic process
Molecular function (GO): ubiquitin protein ligase binding
Source: RefSeq, a predicted model, not a curated record